Molecule: messenger RNA, 1049 nt
Organism: Megachile rotundata (alfalfa leafcutting bee)
Lineage: Eukaryota; Metazoa; Arthropoda; Insecta; Hymenoptera; Megachilidae
Product: pre-mRNA-splicing factor Syf2
Cellular component (GO): catalytic step 2 spliceosome; post-mRNA release spliceosomal complex; Prp19 complex
Source: RefSeq, a predicted model, not a curated record
CUACGUUUAUUUCUAUUCGGAGUGUGUUCUAACCUGACAGACGGUGACAAGAAAUUGUUUGAAGUUAAAGUUACAGUGAGCUUACAGUUAAUAAUGGAAAAUGAUAAUAAGACUACGGAAAAGGAAAAAUCUGCUGCGGAGAAACAUGCAGAAAGAAUGAAGCGUUUGCGAGAGUUGCAUACAAAGAGAAAUGAAGCUAGACAGCAAAACCAUAAAGAAGUUAUAGAAGAGGACAAAAGGAGCAAACUUCCUUCCAAUUGGGAAUCGCGUAAACGACAAGCAGAAUGGAUCAUGCAAGAUGAAGCUGCGAAGAAACUAGCACAAGAAAAGGGAGAGGAUUAUGAUAGAACAAAACUACUUCACAUUGAUGCAACCGAAGCAGAGCGCAUAGCUAGGAAAAAGAAGAACAAAAAGAAUCCAGAUCCAGGCUUCUCUGACUAUGAACAAGCAGCUAUUAGACAAUAUAAUAGAUUAGUGAAAAAUGUUAAACCAAAUAUGGAGUCUUAUGAGGAAGCUAGAGAAAAGUUAGGUCCAGCCUUCUAUGGAGACAGAAACACUAUAUUACAUGGUCUUCACGAAGACAAAAAGGAAGCUAUUGAUAAAAUGGUGGAAGAUUUAGAGAAACAGAUCGCAAAGAGGGAUAAGUAUAGCAGAAGAAGAAUGCACAACGACGAUGCCGAUAUCGAUUACAUCAACGAACGUAAUGCUAAGUUCAAUCAGAAAUUGGAGAGGUUCUAUGGAGAAUACACGCGCGAAACAAAAUUAAAUUUGGAGAGAGGUACAGCUAUAUAAUGGCAAAAUAUUACACUAAUGAACUUACUACAAAUAACUUGUAUUUUAAAUAGUAUGUCAAAACUGAUACAAAUAGGUGUCAAACUACUGAUAAGUUGUUGAUUAUUUAAUUAUAAGUGCAGAUGGUACAUUUUCUGGCAUGGUGGUAACCAAUUUGAAACUCUUAUUCGUAUAUCGAAACGAUCAAUUAAUAUAUUUAAUUACGUAUUAAUUUCAUAUAAUGUACGUCACCAUUAAUAAUAAAAAAAAGAAACUUA